Molecule: messenger RNA, 606 nt
Organism: Rotaria sp. Silwood2
Lineage: Eukaryota; Metazoa; Rotifera; Eurotatoria; Philodinida; Philodinidae
Source: the annotation of a GenBank genome assembly
AUGUUUAUAUCAACUGAUAAUCUAUUUCAAACUAACGAUUCAUUCACUCGAUCGAAUACUAUUGAUGAUGCAAUUCUUACAGAAAGUAUUGUUCAAGACUUAGAUGAAUUGUUCGAUAACCCAUUGAUAUUCAAUGAAAUUCUACCAUUUGAUCCAAUAGAGUCGACAACUGUAAUCCCUAUAGAUUGUAUAUCAGAGCUAAAUGCUUUGAUACAACGCGAUUCUAUACAAGUAUCAAAUGAUUUAGAAUGUCAAAAAAAAUUUCUUGAAUCUAAUAUUAUAAAAUUAGAAAAAAUUGAAAUAAAAUGUCAACCACGUUCAGAAUUCCGUCCUCGAACACAAAAUGAAAGUAAAACUUCUUCACAUUAUAUACGAUGUGACAAUGGUGCUGAACUAGAUUAUCCUUCUAUAAGUGUACCUGUGAUAUGGGCUUGCCAAUCAGAUACAAAUAUUAUUGAAGUUGCUCUUGUCGAUAUUCAAAAAGAACCACAUCCCUAUUCUAUUCAUAAUAAAACUAGUAAAAUAUCAUACGAUGAUGAAGCAUUAAUUUUCAAAGAUGGUCCACCAAAUCAAUUGUAUUUUCGUUUAAUCGAUACAGAUUUUUAA